Molecule: messenger RNA, 582 nt
Organism: Suillus fuscotomentosus
Lineage: Eukaryota; Fungi; Basidiomycota; Agaricomycetes; Boletales; Suillaceae
Exons: 3
Coding region: 1-582 (193 amino acids)
Source: RefSeq, a predicted model, not a curated record
AUGCCGCCAUGUCGAAGCAAGACCCCUCCACCUGAUCCCGUAGUCCCAUCCAGUUCUAGUAUGGAUCCCAGCUCCAGCGAGUGGUCCAACUGGUCUGGCCAUAACAACCAUGAUUCGGCAGAUAGCCUUUCUGCUGAUGUCAAGACAUAUGACCCCUGGGUUGCUAAUAAUGCAGAGGACAUUGAGGACGCCAUUGCAGAUAUAAAGGAGAAGUCUCAAAACGGCAGCCCAUUACCUUGGUUGAUGAACAAGGAGUUUGCAUUGAAGUUGACUCGUCAUCACGCGGUGCUUGAAGUGUCACCAAGUUUCAUGGGAGGCAGACUGCAUAAUUGCUUUGUAUCUACAGCUUGUCCUGACCUGUUCUGCGGUGAGAAUGGACCCACACCUGAUGGCUGCAUCAUGCUCCACCUGCACAAAAAAAACCAAAAGUGUCUCGUCCUGGAUGGCGACACUCGUGGUGAGAUCAUGACUAUCGCAAAGUGCAACAUGAAGAAGAAUACUGUUGAGAUUGCGAUUACUGCUAGGAUUAGCUUCACUUUGUGGUUCGAUCAGAUAUGCCUCAUGGAGGAAAGUAGAUUCUGA